AUGACGAUGUUCAAUAUAAUGAACAUGUUAAUGGGCCAAAAUGCAGGGCUACAGCUGCCGUUCGCGUCACAACAACAGCCAACAUCAAGUGGAGGAAACACCCCUGAAGCCGAAGACGAUUUGGCAGCACCGAAGAGCGCCGCCGCAUUGGUGACAAUGGUGAAGAGCUUUGGUGAAGAGAAGUUGACGGCGGUGUCGCCAUCAGUUGCCUCGAGACUGUCGCGACUUGGUGAGCUAACUGACGCGCAGGCCGAGGCAGUGGCAAUGGUGGAGUGCACCCAAUGCUCGGAGCGGUUACCAUCGAUUUUGGCUUUGUCCUCGCAUUACGACAUGGUCCAUUCGAGCUCCUUGCCGGAUUCAGCCAUUCAGUCAUUCGCGGAUCAGAUCUGUGAGAUGAUUCCUGACGUUGCUGCUGCCACCCAGACGAACGGCCAUCAUCUGUCGCCCGCGGCCAGUCGAUCGUCGCGCGAUGGUGAACCACCCGAGAAGCGACCGCGAUCUGAGGCCAAUGUUGCUGAUCCAGCAAAGCCUGAUCUAGCUCAAAUGGCCAUGCUAAGCAUGAUGGGCAGUUUCCCGUUUCUACCGCCGAAUCCACUUGGUGGAUUUGUGCCGGGAAUGGGAGAAUUUUUCAAUCCACUCAAUGGCCCAACAGAUGCAGCAACUCUCAACUUCACCAGCGAAGCGUGCUCGGACGAGAAUUACCGACGAUCAGCUGAAAAUACUGCGUACUUUGACAUCAACAACAGUCCAUCGGAGUGCCAAAUCAAGGAAAUGUCAAUAAAAGCAGGUUUACCAGAAAAGGUCAUCAAGCACUGGUUCAGGAACACGUUGUUCAAGGUUUGUCGGAAGUUCCAUGGUUCUGCAAAUGCACAGAGCGCACUCAUACAGUUUCGUGAGAUUUAUUGCGGACCGGUGUAA
Messenger RNA from Cooperia oncophora, 918 nucleotides. The record is from the annotation of a GenBank genome assembly. Lineage: Eukaryota; Metazoa; Nematoda; Chromadorea; Rhabditida; Trichostrongylidae.